Conger conger (European conger) is the source of this 7835-nucleotide messenger RNA. It is a transcript of the gene synpo2lb, whose product is annotated as synaptopodin 2-like b. The coding region runs from base 229 to 4470 and encodes 1413 amino acids. The record is from RefSeq and is a predicted model, not a curated record. Gene Ontology annotation, biological process: positive regulation of actin filament bundle assembly. The transcript has 4 exons. Gene Ontology annotation, molecular function: actin binding. Gene Ontology annotation, cellular component: actin cytoskeleton; Z disc; nucleus. Lineage: Eukaryota; Metazoa; Chordata; Actinopteri; Anguilliformes; Congridae.
CUUACCAUCCGGGUGGGUGCAUGCGUGCGUCCCUGUCUCGACCCAGGUGCCGAGGAUUGAGGGGAAGGAGGCCAGUGCUAGACAUUACAGUGUCACGAGAGGAAGCCGGGGCAUUGGCAGCACACCGUCAGACAUGGCCCAGCACUGACAGGGGUCCCCACAGACAGACAGACACACGGAGGAAGAGAGACGCAUAUACCUGUGGAGAGGGAGCAGUGAUAAGGAACAAUGGUGGCUGAAGAGAUUGAGGUUACCCUGUCUGGGGGUGCACCUUGGGGUUUUCGACUACAGGGUGGCGCUGAACAUAAGAAACCCCUACAAGUAGCUAAGGUGCGGCGGCGGAGCAAGGCAUGCCGGGCGGGGCUCCGUGAGUCGGACGAGCUGCUGUCCAUCAACGAUAAAGUGUGUGGAGGCCUGUCCCAUGCCCAGGCCAUGAACCUGAUUGACGGAGGUCCAGGAACACUGCAUAUACGCGUGAAGAGGGCUCCAUCAGGCUUCCAGUCUGUGGUGCUGCUGACCCGAUCCCCCUCGCCCCGAAUCGACAAAGAGUACCGCUCGGCGGUGAGAGAGGUCCGCCGGGGGACGCUCAUGUCCCCGACAGGCAGGGACGAGACCCCCAGGCGCGAGUCCGUGACCUCGCCGCCGGACAGCGAGGCCUACUACGGCGAGACGGACAGCGACGCCGACACGGUGCACGAGCGACAGCGUCGGCAGAAGCGCCGGAGCCCCAACAGCUCGCCCGCUAAAAUUGGGAAGACAUCAUCACCGGAGGAGACCUCGGAGAUGAGCGGCUACGAGAGCGCCCCCGACACCCAGGUCUACCGUAACUCCUCGCCGCCCCAACAGGGCAGCCCUCCUGGCGUCGCCCGCAGGGAGGUCAUCUACCAGCCCCCCAACCCCGAAAACUCGCCUGAGAACUCUUCCUCCAGCAUGGACGACCAGAGCCCCGUGGAGGGUCCGGGACCCAACGAGGUGGACAGCGGGUUCCAGGAGCCCCCCAGCCUGCCCCCGCUGGUCUCGCCGGACCGGGCCAAGGAAGCCCUUCUCUUGGCGUCCCGCGGGCAGCUGGUACCCAUGGUGGGGCCUGUGGACAACCCUGUGGCCGAGGAGCUGACCGUCACCUACAUGGACAAAGCCAAACAAGCCAAACUACACCGCGGUGAGAGCGUGCAGGAGAAGCAGGUGAAAGAGGCUCGGACUAAGUGUCGCAGUAUCGCCGCCCUGCUGACCGACUCACCCAACCCCCACUCCAAGGGCGUGCUCAUGUUUAAGAAGCGCAGGCAGCGCGCCAAGAAGUACACGCUGACCUGCUUUGGCAGUGUGGAGGGAGCGAGCCAGGACGAGACGACUGAGGAAGAAGACGACGAGGAGGGCAUCUUCCCCGGCAGCGAGUCGGAGCUGGACGAGGAUGGCUUCACCUCGGCCCCCGAGUCCGCCUGGGACAGUGACUACCUGGACAUUCUGGAGGGGAAGACCCCCACGGCGGGUUUUGAGGAGCCCCAGAGCCCGGGGCUAAACGCCACCUCUGGGAAGGGCGCCCAGCUUUUUGAACAGCAGAGGAAGAGGCAGGAGGAACACGCCGCUGGGGCCACGCCCGUCACGACAUACACAGAGGCAAUACCCGUGCAGGGUCCGCCUCCCAUUGCACUGGACACACCCGACACACCUGCUAUGGCUGCCACACACACUAUGUCUGCCACACCCACCAUGGCUGCCACACCCAACAUGGUCGCCAUGCCCAACAUGGCCGCCGCACCCACCACAACCAUGAACUACAGUAUGAUGAAUGGAGACUGUACUGUUGUGAGCCGAGCCAGCUUGGUAAUGUCACCACCCAUGGUGAACGGUGGAGGGGUGGGGCCUGCCGGCUCCGUGCUGAACAGGACCGCCCAGCCAUUCGCCGCUGGGUUUGUCAGCCACAGAGCCGCCACCACACCUGUGGUCUUCCGUCCCAAUGUGCCCAAGAAGAGUCCCCCGCAGCCCGGAGCACCCGCUCAGGCCACGCCCAUGUCCUUCUUCCCCCCUUCCCCUGAGGUGAAGCGAGCCGUGUCCACCACGUCCCUCUACAUCCCACCCAGACCUGCCCCCAGGAAUGCCCCACCGUCUAUGUUAUCUCCUCCUUCCUCUGUGUCUGCUGCUCCCUUCUCUCCAUUCUCUCCUUCUUCUACCCCAGCAAUACCCUUCUCUCAGCCAACUGUGCCUGCCCGACCCUUGUGUAACCCUCCUGCACAAGCCAUGCCCUUUUCUCCACCUCCCUUACAAGCCACAUCCUUCUAUCCUCCUCCAGGUCAAGCAACACCCUUUUCUCCACCUCCUGCCCAAGCUGCAUCCUUCUAUCCUCCUCCUCGUCAAGCCAAACCCAUUUCUCCACCUGCUACACAAGCCACAUCUGGCUGUCCUCCUCCUGCCCAAGCUACUCCCUAUUCUCCACCCCCUGCCCAAGCCAAACCUCUUUCUCCACCUGCUACACAAGCCACAUCUGUCUAUCUUCCUCCUGCCCAAUCUAAACCCUUUUCUCCACCCCCUGCACAUGCCACAUCUCACUAUUCACCUCCUGCACAAGCUACUCCUGUUUCCCAACCUCCUGCACAAGCUAUGCCCUUCUCCCCACCUCCUGCACAUGCCACAUCUUACUAUUCACCUCCUGCACAAGCUACUCCUGUUUCUCAACCUCCUGCGCAAGCUAUGCCCUUCUCCCCACCUCCUGCACAUACCACAUCUUACUAUUCACCUCCUGCACAAGCUACUCCUGUUUCUCAACCUCCUGCACAAGCUAUGCCCUUCUCCCCACCUCCUGCACAUACCACAUCUUACUAUUCACCUCCUGCACAAGCUACUCCUGUUUCUCAACCUCCUGCGCAAGCUAUGCCCUUCUCCCCACCUCCUGCACAUACCACAUCUUACUAUUCACCUCCUGCACAAGCUACUCCUGUUUCUCAACCUCCUGCACAAGCUAUGCCCUUCUCUCCACCUCCUGUUCAAGUCGCUUCUCUCAACUUGGCUCCAGCACAAGCCAUGCCCUUCUCCCCACCUCCUGCACCACCCACUACCUGUCCCACUCCCACAUCAACCACGCCCUUUCCUCCAUCUUCAACCCCUGUUGGCCCCCUCUCUCCCCCAGCCCUCUCCCCCCCUUCCCGCCAGCCCUGCACCGUAACAAUCCCUCCCCCAACAACGCCAAAAGUGUCUUUCAACCCGUAUGUCACCGUGGCUACCACCACUCCCUCACCCCCCGUCUCGGCUACUCCUGCUCCCACUCCCGUCUCCAUGCAGUACCCUGCCGCUGCCAACUCCCCUGAGGGCCUGGCGUCCCGUGAGCAGAGGAUCUCCGUGCCCGCCUCUCGUACCGGCAUCCUGCAGGAGGCACGUCGCCGUGGAAGCAAGAAGCCGAUGUUCAGUGCCCCCGAGGAGAAGAAGCACAACUCCCCUAACCCUGCGCUGCUGUCAAUGGUGCAGAACCUGGAUGAGAAGCCUAGAGGUGGGACAGAGCCUGGGUUUGAGUCCGGCCCUGAGGAGGACUUCCUAAACCUUGGCGCCGAGGCCUGUAACUUCAUGCAGGCCCACAAAUGUAGGUUGCCGCCGCCGGUGGCCCCCAAGCCCCACGCGGCCCCCGAGGGACCCCAGUUCCCCCAGAUGGGAGGCAAGGGGGCAGAGCUGUUUGCACGGCGGCAAAGUCGCAUGGACAGGUACGUGGUGGACAGAACGGCUCCCGUCGCCCCGCAACAGGGGCAACCCCGCCUUCCAUCACCCACCCCCUCCCUCCCGAAUCAUUGGAAAUACUCCCCGAACAUUCGUGCCCCCCCUCCCAUCAGUUACAACCCCCUGCUGUCACCUUCCUGCCCUCCGGGGGCUCAGCGUAGCGGGAAGGCAUCCCAGACUGCCAAGGUCGCCAAGAAGCCUGUCGUGCAGAAGCAACCUAUCAAGCCCCUGGACGUCAUGAGCCGUCAGCCCUACCAGCUAAAUUCCGCCAUGUUCGCCUACGGAGGCAGCGCAACACCUGCACCGGCCUACCAGCAAUCGCAGAGCAUCUCCCUGACCGCUCCCAAGCAGAUCCCCAUCAAGGCUGCCCGCGUCUACAACAUCAAGCGCUUCUCCACGCCCACACCGAUGUCUGCACCCGCAUCCCUGAGCCCCUCCGUGAUCGCACCACGCUCCGCCACCACGCUCGGGGAGCCCAUGUGGCGCCCCGAUUUGGUGUCGCCUCCCCCUACCCCCCUCUCGCCUCCUCCCGCCCCUACGGGAGCUCUGCCAGAGCUACCCAAGAUCUACACGGCCCCCAUCCCCAACCCAGUCCCCGGCCCUGCCCCCGGCAGUGCCAGGCAGUGGUUUAAGAGCGCCCCGGAGCUGAGCCCCCUGUCCUCAGCAGUGUCAGGCAGCUCGCUCUCCAUGAGGGUGCCGAGGCCCCGCUUUAGCACCUCCAGCAUGGGUAUCCAGCCCAAAGUGUGGAGGCCUGGCUCUGUGCACUAUUGAGGUGGCCACGCCUUGCAAUGGCAGUUCUGCCACUCCCUGCCUCACCCUGUUCUGCUUCACCCUUAACCGUAGGGCUUCGCCCAACAUCUGCCCCACCCUGCCUGCCCUCCCUGCUCAACUCAUGCCCAGCCCUACUUUGCCUUCUCUUCCCGGCCCUGCUGUAUCAGCAUUUCACUCCUGUCUGUGGUAGGGUUUUGCUGAACAUCUGCAAACAUCUGUUGUCCAUACCAUUACAUUAUAUAGUCUGCUUGGUCGCAGUGAUAUUAACAGAUGGGGAUUCCCACUUCUCCACCAUCCCAACAAACAAUAUUUAGGGCAUUAUGUACACUGGAAGAAAAAUAUUUUAACUGUACAUAACAUCAGAACUGUUUUUCCUUAUGACAGAACAGAACAAUUGUGGGUUCCUUUUUCUGUUUUAAACUGACAGCAUCAGAUACAAGUUGAAGCAGAUAUUAAAAUUGGCAUAUAAUGUAAAUCCUUAUGUGCUUGUUGGCUGGAGUACAGAUUGCUUCCUGGGCAUGGCAGGGAUCCUAGUGUGGCCUUAUCCAGUAAAUCUUUAAGUCACCACAUGCUCUGUUGAUAAUGAUAGUGUUGCAAACACUUGUGCAGUACACCUGAAACCUUGCAGGAGACAAAGUGUAUGGUGUGCAGAGGUAACUACUUAGUUUCAAUGUAUAUUAAAGCCAGAUAUCAUCAAUGAUCUGUUAUAUACAUUUUACUACUUUACUAGCAUAACACAUACAUUUCUAAGAAAUUUUAACUUGUAUUUUGUAGGAAAUUUUGCGAUUAAGACUUUUCUGUAAAAUUUUCGGGCACUUUCAUUCUUACAGAAAUGGUGCAGAAUUGGUGUAUGCUUUCAACAUUUAAUGCGUUGCGUAGCAUUGUAGAAAUAGGUGUUUCAGGCAGGCUGGGAUCUGUAGGUUUGGGCUAUCACCACAGAAUCACCAGUGAGCCACCAUCGUCGAAAGGAAGCAAACUACGUUGGAACAAAUGAGGAAUGCACACGCAAAACCAGACCAUGGUGCAACUGUGGUUGGAAUCCGUUUGGACUGAGUGAAGAACUUGGGGCUAGGCGAGGGGUUUAGCCUUGGGUGAUCAUCUGCUCACAUUGGGUUGCCCUCUCUGACUGCUUCUAAGUUAGUCAGGAGUCACGCCUUUCACCUGCUGUGAAAGCCAGGUGCUCAUUUCUGUUCCAGACACGUUUUGGGGCCACAGCAGAGGGAGGAUAAAACUCAAAUGUAUGUCUAAUGUGUGUUCGCAUUAGUUUUAGCUUUUCUGUUUUAUGUGCAAUGGCAAAAACAGCAUUAGAAUAAUCAUAUUAAUAUGACAUAGAUAAAAACUAUGCACAAUGAUGAUGUGUGUGUUAAAUGUGGUGUGUGUGUCUUGCUCUGGCAUAUAUUGUGUGUUCACUGCAAAAAACAAAAAAUAAGUCAAUCUUAGCAAGUACUUUAAUCUUAUAUUUAGACUUAAAAUCUUAUUUCUAUUACUUUUUUGCUAAAUAAGAUUUCUCAAUUUGGCAAGACAAUUUCAUUUGUCAAGCAAAAAGUAACAUAAAGAAACAAAUAUUUUCUACUUGAGAGAAAAAAAUAAGAUUUUUUUUUGGUCUCAUUCCAAGACUAAAGUACUCAAGACACUUUUUUGCAGAGUUAAAUAAAGGCUCCCGAGAGCCCAAUGUGAGCAGGUGUGUGACUGAACCAUUGUGGCUUGGCACUGAGGGCUUUUACAUUUUAGCUAAAUCACUCCAGUUUAGUGUCUGGAUGUUUAUUGUGCUUUAUGUCUACUGAACUAAACCAAUUUGCGAGGACAACUUGAGCAACUUAAGGACAAGAAGAAGCAUAGUCACCAGUGAGACAUUGUUAAGGGUAAGAAGAGGGAGGCAGUUUGCAUGAUUGUGGGGUUAGUGAAGCCGUGACAGAUGCCAUGACAAGACAGGUAGUGCAAGGUGCACCUGGAGAUGUGUGACCGCCUUUGAGAGAGGAAAGAAGGGAAGAAAUUGAGUCUUCUUUUUGGGGAGAUGGUACGGUUCAUAAGCCUGCCCCUAAUGCUGCGCUCAGGGCACACGCUCCCCCCUCUGUGUUGCACUGCUGUCAAUGGGUACCCAAUAUUUCUGUGCAUUACCCAACUUCAGAAUCUCUUCAGCGAGAUGAGAAGCACUGACUGUCAUUGGUAAACACCUCAUUUACACUUAUCUUCUACAUGUAUCUUUUAUUAAUAAGACCCUCUUUCUCCCUUUCUCUCACAAACACACACACAUGCACCCACACAUUCUGUUCUUUUAUCUUAUGGAUUUCUUCAACAUCCAUUUGGCAAAUCGCUGUGCCAUUGCAUAAGACUAGAAAAAAAGAAGCUCUUUUUUAUUCUGAAAACAUGUUUUGUAUUAUUGAAGAAUGUCGCAUAGCCUGGUUUGUUCCGAGACAGUGGCUUGGUUACAUGAUUAUUGGGUCUACUGUAAGUGUCCAGCAAAAUAUGUGGAUCGUACCAUUUUUUCAAAGAGGAGAGGCGUGGGUGUCUUGUGUGCCUCUUGAGUAGCUCUAACUGCAUUACAUUUGUGAGAUAUAACCCCCCCCCCCCCAAACCACACAUACACCCAACCUAUUGAGACAUGUAGUAAGUGAUCAGGGGAGGCAGUGUUUUAAGACCUUGUGUGAAAGGACAGAGUCAGCAUGUAGACAAACGGGCAGAGAAUUCACACCCCGGGAAUGGCUCACUGUGUAUGAAAAGUGUCAGUUAAGUGUCAUUAAGUGUUACCACGUUUGGUUGUUUGUUUUUUUCUUAUUUUAUCAUUAAAAUAGCGGGCUCACAUCUCCUUGAGGUGGAACGCCUUCAUUCUCUGCACUGGAUGUAUUUGUAUUUGUGCUUCUGAUUAGAAAAAAAGGGUCUUGGAAAAUGGUCUCAAGUUGGAUUUAAAAAGAAUGGGAAAGAAAGAAAUAGUUUCAGAAGUUUCUGUUGUACGAAGAGUCUGUAUCCAGUAGGCAAAGGCUGAACUCUGAGAACUUUAAAGUUUGUACUGUAUGUAGGAAAAAUAAACACAGAAAUAUUUUCUUGGAUAAUGUCUCAUUAUCCAAUAAUGAACAUUUCCGUUUUUAUAUACAAUGCUUCUGUUUUUUCUUAAAAACAACAGGAAAGUUCUCUUUCUGUGUUUUGUCUGUCUUUCUUGUGGUACAGCAUGCUUCUUAUCACAACAGAAACAUCAGUGGACAUGAUGGGUAGGACCUGAGAUGGGAUUGGCAGCACACGCUGCAAGUAAAAAAUGCUGACUGAUGAAUUGAUGUGAGAUGUAAGAGGGCAGCAGGUAUUUGAUUGGCUAAAAGACAUGAGAAUUUAGUGGAGAAUGAUAUGAAGGAAUAAAAAUAGACUUGAAACCA